Messenger RNA from Perca fluviatilis (European perch), 1978 nucleotides. RefSeq names its product serine protease 27-like. The transcript is spliced from 9 exons. The record is from RefSeq and is a predicted model, not a curated record. NCBI's taxonomy places the organism in Eukaryota, Metazoa, Chordata, Actinopteri, Perciformes, Percidae. The coding region runs from base 100 to 1611 and encodes 503 amino acids. Gene Ontology annotation, biological process: proteolysis. Gene Ontology annotation, molecular function: serine-type endopeptidase activity.
CUGACUGUGUCUCUGGGUCUCCAGAGUCUACAGGGACCCAACCCCAAUGGGGUGUCUCGGACGGUAACAAAGAUCAUCGUAAAUCCUAACUUUGACUACAUGAUUGGUGACAACGACAUCUGCCUCCUGCAGCUCUCCUCACCGGUGACGUUCACAGAUUUCAUUGUUCCGAUCUGCCUGGCAGCUCCAGGCAGCACCUUCUUCAGCGGCGUUAGCUCCUGGGUGACCGGCUUUGGCGCCAUUGCAUCCGGAGUUUACCCUCCUCUCCCAGUAAACCUAAUGGAGGUGAAUGUGCCAAUCGUGGGGAACAGACAGUGUAACUGUGACUAUGGUGUGGGCCGAAUCACGAACAACAUGAUCUGUGCUGGGUUAAGUGCUGGAGGGAAGAACGGCUGUCAGGGGGAUUCAGGUGGUCCGCUGGUGAGCAAGCAGGGCAGCCGCUGGAUCCUGGGGGGAAUCGUAAGUUUUGCAAAUGGUUGUGCCAAACCUAAUUUCCCAGGAGUCUACACCAGAGUGUCCCAGUAUCAGUCCUGGAUCAACAGCCAGAUCACCAGCAGCCAGCCGGGCUUUGUCACCUUCACGUCCACUGGAACUGACAGUGACCUCAGGAUCAGCUGUGCUGGCCUCACACCGCCUCCAACCACCCUCCCUCCAACCACUACAACCACCCUCCCUCCAACCACUACAACCACCCUCCCUCCAACCACUACAACCACCCUCCCUACAACCACUACAACCACCCUCCCUACAACCACAGAGUCUCCCUCACAACUACAUGUGUGCGGUAAAACUCGGCUCAACGCCAGGAUUGUUGGAGGACAGAACGCCCCUCCGGGUAACUGGCCCUGGCAAGCCAGCCUGCAAACAUCUGGGAGCCACUUCUGUGGAGGAUCCCUCAUUAACAGUCAAUGGGUGGUGACUGCUGCUAACUGCUUCUUAAGCAUCCCAGCCAGGCUGACUGUGUCUCUGGGUCUCCAGAGUCUACAGGGACCCAACCCCAAUGGGGUGUCUCGGACAGUAACAAAGAUCAUCGUAAAUCCUAACUUUGACUACAUGGUUGGUGACAAUGACAUCUGCCUCCUGCAGCUCUCCUCACCGGUGACCUUCACAAAUUUCAUUGUUCCGAUCUGCCUGGCAGCUCCAGGCAGCACCUUCUUCAGCGGCGUUAGCUCCUGGGUGACCGGCUUUGGCGCCAUUGCAUCCGGAGUUUACCCUCCUCUCCCAGUAAACCUAAUGGAGGUGAAUGUGCCAAUCGUGGGGAACAGACAGUGUAACUGUGACUAUGGUGUGGGCCGAAUCACGAACAACAUGAUCUGUGCCGGGUUAAGUGCUGGAGGGAAGGGCCCCUGUCAGGGGGAUUCAGGUGGUCCGCUGGUGAGCAAGCAGGGCAGCCGCUGGAUCCUGGGGGGAAUCGUAAGUUUUGGAAAGGGUUGUGCCGAGCCUAAUACCCCAGGAGUCUACACCAGAGUGUCCCAAUACCAGUCCUGGAUCAACAGCCAGAUCACCAGCAGCCAGCCGGGCUUUGUCACCUUCACGUCCACAGGAACUGACAGUGACCUCAGCAUCAGCUGUGCUGGCCUGCCACCGCGUCCAACCACCCUCCCUCCCUAAAACCACUACAACCAAACAACAACACAAAUGUUCUGAGUUUCUGAAAGGCAUUCCAGCAUUUCUUGGAUUUGAAGCUACAUGGACCAUACGCACAUCUGUUUUUAUUAUUAUUAAAGCCCAUGUUGCAAGUUAACCACCACUGUUGAUUAAUAGGUACAUAUAGCACUCAAUAUAUGUAUAUCAUUGUUAAAAAUGUCUCCAAAUAGUGUUAAAGGCCAGUUUUUGUCAGGUUUUUGUCAUUUUUGGUAUUAGUGGGUUUUUUUCGCAAUUCGGUGAUGACGUCACAUUGUGGAGACGUGUAUCAGCCUAGUACUAGAACUAUGGGGACUGACUGGGAUGAGGAAGAGGAUUUUUUACUGUCCGUGAA